Manihot esculenta (cassava) is the source of this 1244-nucleotide messenger RNA. Its product is annotated as LIM domain-containing protein WLIM2b. The record is from RefSeq and is a predicted model, not a curated record. NCBI's taxonomy places the organism in Eukaryota, Viridiplantae, Streptophyta, Magnoliopsida, Malpighiales, Euphorbiaceae. Gene Ontology annotation, cellular component: plasma membrane; actin cytoskeleton. Bases 431 to 1000 code for a protein of 189 amino acids. Gene Ontology annotation, biological process: actin filament bundle assembly. The transcript has 6 exons. Gene Ontology annotation, molecular function: actin filament binding.
GAGGACUGAAGGUGGAAAAUUCAAACCAAACAGACACAGAGAAGAACAAAGCUUCGCUAUCCUUGAACCAGACAGCGCAUACAAAUAGUAAUUUUGGUUAAGGUUGUGGACCCCAAUUCCUCCCACCCAAAAUACUUAUACAUUUCUAUCUCAGAUCAUCAUCCACCUUCGUUGCAAGAAGUUUUCAAUCUCCUCUCCUCUCUAUAUAUAUCUCUGUACUUCCGUUUCCGUUUUCCUCUCCUUUGAAGACUGUUUAAGCCCUCUACGACUCUUUCUUUUUAAUUUCUUUUUGGGUCUCUUUCUAUUCCAUUGACUCCCAGAUCGACUGUUUCAGCUCAAGUUUUCUUCCUCUUCUUCUUCCAUUUGGGCGAUCUUGGAGAGGUAAAAGAACAGUCAGAUCUAAGACGUGUAGUGUUGUUAAUAAGCUAGUAUGUCUUUUACUGGUACCCAGCAGAAAUGCAAGGCCUGUGAGAAGACUGUAUAUCCCAUGGAACUUCUAUCCGCAGAUGGUGUUCCUUAUCACAAGUCUUGCUUUAAGUGCUUUCACUGCAAAGGCACUUUAAAGUUAAGCAAUUAUUCCUCAAUGGAAGGUGUACUCUACUGUAAGCCUCACUUUGAGCAGCUUUUCAAGGAGACGGGUAAUUUCAACAAGAAUUUUCAAUCACCUGCAAAGUCAGCUGAGAAGUUGACUCCUGAACUGACAAGGUCACCUAGUAAAGCUGCUAGCAUGUUUUCUGGGACACAAGAAAAAUGUGCAACUUGUGGUAAAACAGCUUAUCCACUUGAGAAGGUAACAGUGGAGAGCCAGGCCUAUCACAAGUCAUGCUUCAAAUGUUCUCAUGGUGGCUGUUCCUUAUCCCCAUCAAAUUAUGCAGCCCUUGAGGGUGUCUUGUAUUGCAAACAUCAUUUCUCCCAACUUUUCAAGGAGAAAGGAAGCUACAAUCAUCUUAUCAAGUCUGCAUCGAUGAAACGAGCUGCAGCUUCUGUGCCAGAAGCCUGAAUACCUUGUCCAAAAUUUGAUAUCCAUGUGUGUCUCUUUACUAUUUCAGUGUGCUUUCCUUUCGGAUCCGAAUUCCAUUCUGAGGAAUUGGCAAAACUUGCCUCUUUUUUGUUUUUUUGGUUCAGUUUCUUGGGCAUGUUCUUGUGUUUGAUUGAUGGAUAGGAUUCUCACAAAUUGUAAAAUGAACUCUGGAGGAGUUUUAUAUGCAAAUGUGGAAGUUACAAUGCUGCUUCAUUUUCUGUUA